AUGUCUCCAUAUACCACUGUUCGACCACCGAUGCCUCCAUAUACCAUCGUUCAACCAGACCGUUCGCCUGACCCAAGACAACCAGCCUUUUUCGACUACAACUUGCCUCCGCCGUUUUACUAUCCAACCUCUCCGAUACUUUGUCAACCGCCGUCACCCAUGCUUCCAUCGCAACUGCCUCCAACGCCGGUUACAAUAACUGAGAAGAAGAUUGAAAUGCAGUACAACUUGCAACAGCAGCUAGCAUCACGCAAUGCGAUGUUUCCACCGCUCUCUCCCAUCAUGAUGGGCUAUCCUCCUCAGCCUGAUUAUAGGAACCAAAUACUCAAUAUGUACGGUGGUGGGCCUGGGUUUGGUAUGAUGGCGCGCGGAAGUCGCCGAUUUGAAACCCAAACACCCUCAUUUAAGAUGCUGGACCAGUUUCGUUUGGCUAAGGGCAAGAAAUGGGAGCUCAAGAACCUCAAAGGUCAUAUUGUCAAAUUCAGCAGCGAUCCACACGGAUCACGUUUCAUUCAAACCAAGCUCAAUAGUGCCACAAGUGAAGAAAUCCAAUGCGUAUUCGAUGAAAUCGACCCCGACAAUACAUUACAUCUAAUUCAAGAUGUUUUCGGUAAUUAUGUAAUACAGAAGCUACUGGAACAUGGUACCCAGGCCCACAAGGACACUCUUGUUGGUGCCAUGGAAGGCCAUAUCAUCUAUCUAUCAUCCAAUGUCUAUGGCUGCCGCGUCGUGCAAAAAGCUUUUGAAUGUGUAACUCCGGAGCAGCAAGUCAAGUUUGUUCAAGAACUCGAGCCCCAUAUUCUCAGAUGUGCCAAAGACUCGAACGGGAAUCACGUUAUUCAGAAGGUUAUCGAACGAGUUUCCCCUGACAGACUUGGUUUCAUUUCAACAUUCAUCGGCCACGCCCAUGGGCUUGCUUCUCAUCCAUUUGGCUGUCAUGUCUUGCAACAAUGUCUCCGUCACCUUCCUGAACCAUACACCCGGCCACUUCUCGAUGAACUUACAAGUCAUACCGCUAAUCUUAUGCAAGAUCAAUUUGGGAACUAUAUCGUCCAGUUCAUUCUGGAAAACGGAUUGCCUUGCGACCGAUCGUCCAUUCUUACUCAGCUUCGCGGGCGCGUGCUAGCAAUGGCUUGCCACAAGUUUGCCUCCAACGUCUGUGAGAAGGCGAUGAUCUUUGGUGACUCAGAUGGUCGCAAGGCGAUAAUCGAAGAACUGAUGGGACCGGCUUUGCGACCUGAUGGCCUGACACCAAUCGGGUUGCUCAUGAAGGAUCAAUACGGCAAUUAUGUUCUCCAGCGAGCGCUUGCAGUAGCGGAAGGCGAGCAGAAAGAGGCUCUCACCAAUGCUAUUCGUCCCCAACUGGCCACUAUGCGCAAACAUGCUGCUUACAGCAAACAUCUUGCCUCUAGUGCGAUUUUCUUCCACUUCUCAUCCUUCUGA
Molecule: messenger RNA, 1443 nt
Organism: Mycena indigotica
Lineage: Eukaryota; Fungi; Basidiomycota; Agaricomycetes; Agaricales; Mycenaceae
Product: PUM-HD domain-containing protein
Exons: 7
Coding region: 1-1443 (480 amino acids)
Biological process (GO): nuclear-transcribed mRNA catabolic process, deadenylation-dependent decay
Cellular component (GO): cytoplasm
Molecular function (GO): mRNA 3'-UTR binding
Source: RefSeq, a predicted model, not a curated record